CCCACACGGCGGUGCAUUUAGAAGCACCGUUUUACUUCCUGUUUGCAUUCAUAACCGAGCCGAACCACAGAAGCUAAACCAAUUUAGCAGGGUUUUUUUCAACAAAUGUUGAUGUAGCAGAAAUACUCAUCAACAAUAAUGAUUCCGUACACGGUCAACAUCAAACUCGCGGCUCGGACGUUGACUGGCACCCUCAAUUUGCAGAAUAAAACCGCUGUAGAUUGGGGUUGGCAGGGGCUGAUAGCUCAGGGAUGUCACUCCAGCAUUCUCAUCAUCGAUCCAAAGACGUCUCAGACCAUCCAGGUGUUGGAGAGGCACAAAGCCAAUGUGGUCAAGGUUAAAUGGUCCAGGGAAAACUACUACCACAACUUGAGCUCUCCGUACUGUCUGCGGCUGGCUUCAGGAGAUGCCUCUGGGAAGAUCAUAGUGUGGGAUGUGGUCAGCGGCACUGCCCACUGUGAGAUCCAGGAGCACUCCAAGCCGAUCCAGGACUUGGAGUGGUUAUGGAACCAGGAUGCGUCUCGUGAUCUGCUGCUAGCCAUCCACCCUCCCAACUACAUCGUCCUGUGGAACGGAGACACAGGCACCAAGCUGUGGAAGAAGAGCUAUGCUGAAAACAUCCUCUCCUUUUCUUUUGACCCCUUUGACCCCUCCAACAUGGCGUUGCUGACCAGCGAAGGAAUAGUCUUUAUCACAGACUUUACCCACUCCAAACCUCCGGGCAGCGCUGGCAAAAAGGUCUAUAUCGCCAGCCCCCAUGCAAGCCCCGCCCACACCAAGCCGGCCCCCGCCGCUGCUCCGGCCCCGACCGGCGCCAAGAAGGCCCUCAACAAGGUCAAAGUGCUCAUUACCAACGAAAAACCCACUGCGGAGGCGGUGACGCUGAACGACUGUCUGCAGCUCUCCUACCUGCCAUCCAAGAGGAACCACAUGCUGCUGCUUUAUCCCAGAGAGAUCCUCAUCCUGGACCUGGAGCUCAGCCAGACGGUGGGCGUGGUGGCCAUCGAGCGCUCCGGGGUGCCCUUCGCUCAGGUGAUCCCCUGCGCUCAGCGGGACGCUCUCUACUGUCUCCAUGAGAACGGCUGCAUCACCCUCCGAGUGUGCCGCUCCACUACCACUCAGGAUGAAACAGCAGACCCAGAGCAGAAUGUCCACGAGCUCCAGUACGACCUGCGAUCCCAGUGUGACGCCAUCCGAGUCACCAAAACAGUGCGGCCGUAUCGCAUGGUCAUUUGUCCUGUCAACGAAAACAACGCUGCUCUAAUGGUCAGCGACGGCAGAGUCAUGCUGUGGGAGCUCAAAACCCACACUGGCAAGGCUCCUUUCAAUCCCAGUUCUGGUCUUUCGCCGCUCUACACCCCCGUGUCAUUUUGUGGAGCGCCGCUGGGUCCAAACCAGAAAAAGAUCCAGGAUCUCUCCCUCAACAGCAUGAUCGGUCAGACCUUGAUAGCUGGUGAGGCUCCUCCUCCAUCUUCCAACCAGCAAGAUGUCCAGCUGAAGUUCCUGCUGACUGGCCUGCUGUCAGGUCUGCCGCUGCCACCAUUCGCCAUCCGCAUGUGUCCACCUCUUACCACCAAAAACAUCAACCACUACCAGCCCCUGCUGGCUACAGGCACCAGUAAUGGUUCUGUGCUGGUGUAUAACCUGACCAGUGGUCUUCUCCACAAAGAACUCAGUGUCCACUCAUGUGAAGUCAGGGGGAUUGAAUGGGUGAGUCUUACCAGUUUCCUGUCUUUUGCCACUUCUGCUCCCAACAACAUGGGCCUGGUGCGAAAUGAACUGCAGCACGUGGACCUGCCUACUGGCAGAUGCUUUGCAUUCAGAGGCGAGCGAGGAAACGAUGAGCCGCCCAUUGAGAUGAUUAAAGUGUCUCAUCUCAAACAGUACCUGGUGGUGGUGUUCAGAGACAAACCCCUGGAGCUGUGGGACACCAGGACGGGGACGCUUCUCCGGGAGAUGGCUAAGAACUUCCCCACUGUUACUGCAUUGGAGUGGUCCCCGUCCCACAACCUGAAAAGUCUGAAGAAGAAGCAGAUUGCAGCGAGGGAGGCCAUCGCUCGGCAGACUGUGUCAGACGCCGAGCAGAGCAGCGUCGAAUCCUCUGUCAUCAGUCUCCUGCAGGAUGCAGAGAGCAAGUCAGAGACCAGCCAAGCCAUCUCAGCCAGGGAGCAUUUUGUAUUCACUGACACAGACGGCCAGGUCUACCACAUCACCGUAGAGGGCAACACAGUCAAAGACGGAGCACGAAUUCCCCCUGAUGGCAGUAUGGGUAGUAUCGCCUGCAUUGCCUGGAAAGGUGACACCCUGGUGCUCGGGGACGUUGACGGCAAUCUCAACUUCUGGGACCUCAAAGCUCGUCUGUCCAGAGGAAUACCAACACAUCGCGGCUGGGUGAAAAAGAUCCGAUUCGCCCCGGGGAAGGGCAACCAGAAGCUGCUGGUCAUGUACACAGAUGGAGCAGAGGUCUGGGACACCAAAGAGGUCCAAAUGGUGAGCAGCAUGCGGAUCGGCCGCAACGUGAACUACCGCAUCCUCGACAUUGACUGGUGCACGUCUGACAAGGUUGUUCUGGCCUCUGAUGACGGCUGCAUCCGAGUGCUGGAGAUGGCCAUGAAGUCGGCCAGUUACCGCAUGGAUGAACAAGACCUGACUGAUCCAGUGUGGUGUCCUUACCUGCUGGUGCCCCGAGCCGCCCUCACUCUCAAGGCUUUCCUCCUGCUGCAGCCCUGGUCAGGAACCUUCACCAUGGACAUCACUCAAGUAGACUACAAUGAGAAGGACGAGAUAAAAGGCCUGAUCCAGGAGCAGCUCAACUCCUUGUCUAACGAUAUGAAGAGUGUGCUGCAGGACCCCGAGCUCAGCCUGCUGCAGCGCUGCCUCCUGGUCUCACGGCUCUUCGGGGACGAGUCGGACCUCCACUUCUGGACAGUGGCGUCCCACUACCUCCAGGCGUUCGCCCAGGCUCGACAGCUGAGCGUGUCCACUGCAGAGGGUCAGGCUCCAAGUGAAGGAACGCAGACGCAGCCUCAGAACCACCUGGACAUCUGCCACGACGUCCUGUGUGAGAGCUCUUACUUCCAGAAGUUCCAGCUGGAUCGGGUUCACCUGCAGGAGGUGAAGCGCUCCAGUUAUGAACACACGAAGAAAUGUGCUGACCAGCUCCUCCUGCUGGGUCAAACGGACCGGGCGGUGCAGUUACUGCUGGAGACGAGUGCAGACAACUCCAGCUACUACUGCGACUCGCUGAAGGCCUGCCUGGUGACCACCAUCACCUCCUCUGGACCCUCGCAGUCCACCAUCAAACUAGUGGCCACCAACAUGAUCGCCAAUGGAAAGCUAGCAGAGGGAGUACAGCUGCUGUGUUUGAUUGACAAGGCGGCCGAUGCUUGCCGCUACUUGCAGACCUACGGGGAGUGGAACCGAGCCGCCUGGCUGGCCAAGGUGCGCCUGAGCCCUGCAGAGAGCUCUGAUGUGCUGAAGCGCUGGGCAGAGCACCUGUGCUCCCCGCAGGUCAACCAGAAGUCCAAAGCCAUCCUGGUGCUGCUUUCCCUCGGCUGUUUUUACAAAGUAGGAGAGAUGCUCCACAGCAUGAGGCACUUUGAUCGCGCCGCCCUCUUCAUCGAAGCCUGCCUGAAGUACGGGGUGAUGGAGGCCAACGACUCUUCCAAUAAACUCAUCAAGGCUGCGUUCCUGGAGUAUGCACGGCUGCUGCGCACACUGGGCAUGCGGGAGGGUGCCGCCCUCUGGGCAUCACGGGCCGGCAGCGCUGGCGAGCAGCUGAUGGAGGAGCUGUUCCAGGGAGAGGGAGGCGUGCCAGAGGCCAUUGUUGGCGAAGAGGAAGUGGAGCUGGGCCAGGAGAGCACCGAGUGACCUCGGAGGUUUGGCAGAGAACGGACGACUCGCUCUGUGGUGCAAAUCAAGCGGUCGGCCAUUCAGUCCAACUUUAAUAAUUGUGAAUUAACUUUGUGUGGGCAUCCAGGGGAAUUAUGAUCAUCGUCUCCACAUCGUGAGAAGAGAUGUGAGGAGUUUGUCAGUCGGUCACUGGAGUCUUUCUGUGUCUGUGACUAGCUUGACGUUUCUUAAUGUUUGGUAGGACCAGCUGGUGUUUGUGCACAUAAGUGUAUGCAUGAAACAACCCUAAAAAAAACACACUUUGUCCCCCUGACUAGUGAAGUAAUACACAUUGUUGAUAUCAGUCUGUUUUUUGUUUGUUAAUGAAUUUAACUCAUUAGAUUUUUUUAAUGGUUGCUUGUUAAGCUUUAUUUUGUGUGCCUGUAUUAAUAACUUCAAAGUACUGUUGUAGCUCUACAGGUUUAAUUAAACUUUUUUGCUGCAGAGAUUAAAUGCAGCAGAAGGAGUUUAUCCCAAAAUCAUACAUUCCCUAUUUCAUUUUUGAAAAUGCACUUUUCUUAUAGUCGGCCCCUGUUACUGCCCCACGCCUGAAUUCCAAAAUGUGAUUUAUUGCACUCUUGAUUUAACCAAAAACACCAAAUUUGUCAUAAUAAAUUAGAUUCUCUGACCCUCCCUGUAGCAGGAACGCAGCAUUGCUGUGGACAGACCUAUAACAGACUGGACGUUGUAUCCACAGCAGGUGGUGCUGUAUAAUUGACUGACCGCAGCCUGCUGCUGCAGCAGCUCUGCAGCUGUAACUGUCCAACGGCAGUAAAAUUAGCCAAGCCACUGCGCUUAUUAGACACUUAUUAGUGUAUUAUCUCUGCACACAGAGGGAACAGGGAUCUGGCCGCUGCCACCUGAGUGAUACCAUUUAAUUAGCUUGUGCACAGUUCAGUUCAGUUAAAAAGAUGCUAGUUAAUCCGUUCCAUUAAUCCAAAUGGAAUUUUUAAUUUUCCACUUUUAUGGAGACUUGAGAGGAUACUUUGCUCUCUGCAUUCUUUGAUGUUUGUGUAAUGAGGUUGUUCUCUGGCGUGUGUGUAUUACAAGAAGAGCUGUCGAAAUGUGUUGUAACUCAUUUUAAUCAGACCUCUGAUGGAUCCUUUACACACAGCCAUUAAUCUGUGCUGCUCCCACUGUUGCUCAUCACAAUCACACACAGUUUAGGAAAUGAUUCAGGCCUGCUGCCAUGUCCUCUGCUCUGCUUUGGCCUCAUGUCUUUAUAAUAAAUAUCUGCCGAUCGUCAAAAUCAUCUGUAUGACAAUGCAAAGAAGAAAAAAAAAGACUGUAGUGGUUGUGUGUUUGCCUUGUAACAUGUUUAAUUGUCCUGAAACAAGAUGGUAACUCCUUCCACAGGACCUUUUUAGUGUUAUUGUGUUUCAUAAACACGUCAGUGCUGUUUCUCUUGUGUUACGGUUAACCCUUGGCAGUGUCACUAUGGCAACCCAGGCUUAUUUCAGAGGACUACAUGUUGUUACCGUAGAUCCAUUUCACAUCCACUAACAUACUGUAGGAUCACAUAGACAGCCAGCAGACAACCAGCUGUAGUCGACCCUAAAGCUGUGUAUCUUCCUCCAGUCAUGUCAUGCAGUAUUAUGGAAGCAACGUGUACUGUACUGCCUCUUUAUGAUUCAAACUU
Centropristis striata (black sea bass) is the source of this 5530-nucleotide messenger RNA. It is a transcript of the gene wdr11, whose product is annotated as WD repeat domain 11. The transcript is spliced from 29 exons. Gene Ontology annotation, cellular component: cytoplasm. Gene Ontology annotation, molecular function: protein binding. NCBI's taxonomy places the organism in Eukaryota, Metazoa, Chordata, Actinopteri, Perciformes, Serranidae. The record is from RefSeq and is a predicted model, not a curated record. The coding region runs from base 139 to 3870 and encodes 1243 amino acids.